AUGGCGCGGCCGCGUGGGCCCCGGCGGUGCCGGGCGCUGCUCGCCCUGCUGGCGUCGCUGCUCCUCUCCGGGGCCAAGGAGGCCGCCGGGGAACGGGACAUCCACGACUUCUGCCGAGUUCCGAAGGUCGUGGGACGGUGCCUGGCUUCCAUGCACAGGUGGUGGUACAACGCCACCGGCGGGUCCUGCCAGCAGUUUGUCUAUGGAGGCUGUGGCGGGAACAGCAAUAACUACCUGACCAAGGAGAGGUGUCUUGAGAAAUGUGUUCAUGGCAACACUGGUGAUCCGGCCACCAGCAGGGAUCGAGCCGAUUCCUCGGGCCCAGGGGUUCCCAGAAGGCAGGAUGUUGACGACCCUUCCAGCGAUAGUUUCAACUACGAAGAAUACUGCACUGCCCAGGUGGCCACGGGGCCCUGCCGGGCAUCCUUACCACGCUGGUACUUUGAUGCCAAGAAGAACUCCUGUGAUAACUUUAUCUACGGAGGGUGCUUUGGCAAUAAAAACAACUAUCUCUCCAAGAAGGCGUGCAUGAGCCGCUGCUUUAGUAAGCAGUGGUACCUGGCCCUGCCCCGCAGCACCACGGUGGUCCUGGAGCGGCUGUUGGUGAUGGUCCUGAUCAUCCUGCUGGUGUUCGCCCUGGCCUACCUGAUCACGAUGGGGUGGAUGAACCAGAAGUGCCGCCACACCGUCUGGGGCUCCGGGGCUGAUAAGGAGGCCCUGUUGAAGAGAACCUGGGGAAGGGGAGGGCAGGCCACUGUGGAAUGCACCUCUGCUAUUUAA
This is a messenger RNA of Molossus molossus (Pallas's mastiff bat), 780 nucleotides long. Its product is annotated as kunitz-type protease inhibitor 2-like. The transcript has a single exon. NCBI's taxonomy places the organism in Eukaryota, Metazoa, Chordata, Mammalia, Chiroptera, Molossidae. The record is from RefSeq and is a predicted model, not a curated record. Bases 1 to 780 code for a protein of 259 amino acids. Gene Ontology annotation, molecular function: serine-type endopeptidase inhibitor activity.